Messenger RNA from Lodderomyces margitis, 3690 nucleotides. RefSeq names its product transport protein particle complex II subunit. The record is from RefSeq and is a predicted model, not a curated record. The coding region runs from base 1 to 3690 and encodes 1229 amino acids. Gene Ontology annotation, biological process: intra-Golgi vesicle-mediated transport; early endosome to Golgi transport. NCBI's taxonomy places the organism in Eukaryota, Fungi, Ascomycota, Pichiomycetes, Serinales, Debaryomycetaceae. Gene Ontology annotation, cellular component: TRAPPII protein complex. The transcript has a single exon.
AUGUCAGAUCAUUCACAGCUAGAUCUUGUUAGAAUAGGGUACUAUGAUCCCUUUGGUGUAUACCCUCAUAUACAAAAAGAGAUUUCAAAACGACUACCGUUGUCAAAUCUUCAUAUUCGACUCAAACCAAAUCAAUCGGUAAAGACUAUUUCCAAACUAGACGUUGAGUUUGUUGAAGAGGUGCCCAAGAAAGGCGACUAUGUAACUCACGAUAUCAAGACAUAUGUACGUCUUAUAUUUGUGCAAGUUGAUAGUUUGGACAAGUACCGGGGCCAAGUACGGCCACUUGUAAGAGAAUGGUUGAAAAACUUGGUAUUAAAGACAAAUUGUUCAUGGAUGAUUGUGUUGCAUGUUCCACUCGAUGCCAAAGACCGACUGUCAUCCAUUAUAAAGACGUCUUUUUUUGACAAGUUACAAAAUGAUUUCGGACCGGAGGGGAAGGAGUUAAAGACUAUUUUACCCAUGGGCGAUACCAUCAAAAAUUUUGGCGAUCGAGUAUUCAAGUUGAAACAAGUUCCCGAGGAGGAUAUCUAUGCAGCAUUUAUAACCCAGUUGAAAACUCUUCUUCUGAAUUCGUUUGUUGAUCGAUAUCAUACAUUCAAUGACCUAAUUCGGCAACGGAAACAUGUUAGUAUUGAGGAAUUUGCUGCCAAGUUGGAAUUGUACAAUUUGUUAAAAGAUAUGAAGCUAUUGCAAGAUGCAUUGAAUGUUAAUGAAGAUUUGUCGGUUGAUUUGGAUAACCUCGUAGCGCAUCAUGGGGAACUUUUCAAUCACGAGUUGCAAUUGACUCAAUCAUUGACUGAUUUCAAUUUUGAUGAAUUUGUCAAUGAAGAACAACUUAAACAACAAUUGAUCAAUUUGGAACCGAUAAAUUUAAUCCAGUUGAAGAGUUUGGUUUUCGUUAAUGAAUCAUUCAUUCUUCAGGAAUUGGCGCGUACUGCAGUAUCAAAUUCGAUUGCUUCAAAGCACAUUUCGCGAUUGUAUCAACGUCUAAUGUUGUUUCUUAAUGAUUCGCAUUUCAAUAAUAAUAAUGAAUUGGUUUACUUACUCAUUGACUCGUUUUUGCAAAUCCCCAUUGUGCAACAAUUGGUUGAUCUGGUGCACGUGUCGGAUGUUGAUGAUGGGAAUGAGGUAUCGUUGCUUGAUAUCUUGGAAAUGCGGGCUGAAUUGAAAUUGUUCAAACGAACUGUGAUUAGCAAGAUUGCUAAGCAGAACCAUAUUGAGGUUGACGGACUACGUGGUGGUGGUGCUGUUGUCGGUGGCGAUGCAUUUGAAGAAAUUGCACUAGAUAACGAGCCUAGCGCUAGUCCAAUAACCUUGCAAAACCCUGAUUUGAUUAAAAUUGUUUCAGAUAAGAAUUCAUACGUUGAUUACUACUUCAACUUGACAGAAGAUAUAAUUGGUGAUUUUGUCAAAUGCAAUAGGGUCAAAUCAAUCGAUAUCCUUUCAUUAGAUUUAGCAAUUCUUAACUAUAACCAAGGCAAUUACCAAGAAUGCUUAGAUACGUUGCAAAAUUCCUAUGAUUACUUUAUUAUGAAUAGUUGGAAUUUUCUUGGAGGUAUAUUGCUUGAGAUAUAUCUUGGUUGCGUUGAGAAAUUGGGACAUGAUGGUGGUGAUGGCGACCGCGAUUUGGAUGAACAGGAGGAAGUUUUGAAAACUUGCUUGAAUUUGCUUUCUUGUUUGGUUAAAAGCACUGAUUCGGUAGGCAUCAAUUCGUAUAAAUUGGUUCGUGAUUCGAACCAUGUGGCUAAAAUCUUCACCAAAAUUAAUGAGAAUAGCCAUAAUUUGACUAAACCGUUGGAAUAUCCUUUGCUCGAUUUUUUCAAAGUUCAGGUGAAACCAUAUGUCAAUCAAGAUGAUUCAACGACUGAUGAUGUUUACUAUUUGGAAGUUGAAAUUUUCAAUUCAUUUAAUGUGCCAGUGAAAUUUGCUUCCAUUGAACUUAUAUUGAUUGAUGAAGAGAAGUCGCAGUUAUCAUUCCGAACUGAUGAUGUUGAAUUGUUGGAAUCGUCUGGUGGACAGACAUUCAAACUUUAUACUCGCGAUAUCAAGUUUGGGUUGUUCUCAAGUCAUCGAUUGGUUAUUUUAUUCAAUGAAAAGCUUUCCUUUUGCCAUAAGUACUGUCCCCUUAAUGGUGGUGAUGGUGGUGAUGACAUUGAGGUUGCCCCCGAUACUUCAAUUUUCAAUGAUACCGUUGUUGAAAUUAAGAACUCACUAAUCAAGCCAAACCCAACUUUGUCUACUGAUAUAGUAACAUUUCAAAGUGUCAAUAAAUUCCAAGCCCAAUUCUUUUCAUCUCGAGUUAUUGAAUUGGGCACCACUGAAGUAUCAUUGGUUUUGACAAAUGGAUCAAAUGAUAUAUCCAAUGUCCAAAUACUCCUCAGUUCGAGUACGGAGGGUGUUAGGCUUUCGCAACCGGAAGUUACUAUCGAAUCACUCAAAGCCAGUGAUGGACAAACCUUGCAAGUCCCUUACAUCUGUUUUAAUGAUCAAAAAUCGGUCAAUAUGAGGGCUCAUAUACGCUAUUUCGCUGGUGUAACACAGUACAGUGCCCAAAUCUCAUACAAUGUUGAUACAAGAUUGAGUAUCUCCGUAUCGGUGCAGGACGUUUUCAAAACCAAUUUUUUUUAUUCGAAAUUUCAAGUGGGUACAGUUGAUGCCCGAUCGCCAAUUCGAUUAGUACUGAAUAACUUGCAGAGUGACGAUUAUGAAGUAAAUCUGCCUGGUAACCAGUUCCACCAUUUAAUUGCAUUUGGCGAACAACCAAUUUCGUUUUUUUACAAGAUAAGUCCCAAGCAGGGACAUUCAAUAGAUGAAGAAGAUAAAUUGGAUUUAUCGCUUCGUUAUACUAAUUUGCUGGAUGAAUGCGAACAACGAUUGGAUGCCAUAGUUGCUACCGCUUUGAAGGAAGUUAAGUUGAUAAAGUAUUGGUAUUUGAUCAAAGAGACGAUUUUGUCCAAGGUACAAUUUGAUUUGAACAUGUAUGGCGUAGAACAAGUGGUGAAGGUUGUAAACAAUCAACAGAUAAAAGCUUUGGCUGAUCGAAUUAUUGGUCGAUAUAUUGAACAUAAGCACGAUCAACUUGAAUUGCACAAAAUAAUAGCCAAUCUCAAUAAUGAAAAUCAUCUGACAGAGGAGCUUGAAAAUGGGAACAAGAUUCAACACCAAUUGAAAAUCAAAGUGGCAGUCCCAUUACUAAAGUAUUUGCAUGUGGUUGAGUAUGUAUACGACCGCAAGACCCACACUGUUGGAGAACCAAUACCAAUCACACUUCAUAUUAGAACAGUAACCAACUGGUCUGAUAAUAGUAAGAAAGAGGUCUUGGCAGUAUCGUCACCAUCAAAAUCGACUAAUGAUGGUGAUGGUAGUGACGAUACGAGUGGUGCCCAUGAUGGUGGUGAAAUUUUCCAAGCCAUGGUUCAACCUGAUGAUAAUUGGGUAAUUUCAGGAUUCAAAAAACAAACAUUUAGUUUGGGUUCCAGUUUUGAAACUCCAUUGGUUCUAAUUCCUUUACACGUGGGUAAAUUGCCACUACCUAAAAUCGUCAUCAAUUCAACUGAAGGAACGGGAACAACAACUACUGCGACAACAACAACAGCAGCCAUGAAUAAUUCCGAUAUUGAGUUUGUUAAUGGAUCUGAAACGAUAAUGAGCGUUCCUGAUGUCCGACAUAUCCAAUUUUCAUUCUAA